AUGGAUAUAAAUGCAAGAGUGAAACCUUAUACAUGUGAAGAAUGUGGAAAGAUCUUCAAUAGAUCAGCACAUCUUAUUUUGCAUAGGAGAAUUCAUACAGGAGAGAAACCAUAUAAAUGUCAGACUUGUGGGAAGGCCUUUAUUCGGACCUCACAUCUUAAUAGACACAUGAAAACUCAUAGUGGAGAGAAGCCUUAUAUAUGUCAGGAGUGUGGCAAGGCCUUUACUCAGUCGUCAAGCCUCAGGAGACAUGCAAUUAUUCACACUGGAGAGAAACCGUAUAGAUGUAAAGAAUGUGGAAAGGCCUUUGUUUGGGCCGGAAGACUUGGUUUACAUAGGAGAAUUCACAUUGGAGAGAAACCGUAUAUAUGUAGGGAAUGUGGGAAGAUCUUUGCUGUAGCCUCAAAUCUUAGUGUACAUAGGAGAAUUCACACUGGAAAGAAACCGUAUAUAUGUAAGGAAUGUGGGAUGGCCUUUGCUGUAGCCUCAAGUCUUAGUGAACAUAGGAAAAUUCACACUGGGGAGAAACCAUAUAUAUGUAAGGAAUGUGGAAAGGCCUUUGCUUGGGCCUCAACAUUUAGAGAACAUAGGAGAAUUCACACUGGAGAGAAACCGCAUAUAUGUAAGGAAUGUGGGAAGGCCUUUGUUGUAGCCUCAACACUUCGUGACCAUAGGAAAAUUCACACUGGAGAGAAACCAUAUAUGUGUGAGGAAUGUGGAAAGACAUUCACACGGUUCUCUUCCCUUACUCUGCACAUGAGAAUUCAUACUGGAGAGAAGUCUUACAUAUGUAUGGAGUGUGAAAAGGCCUUUACUUCUUCCUCACAAUUGACUGUACAUAGGAGAAUUCACACUGGAGAGAAGCCAUAUAUAUGUAAGGAAUGGGGGAAGGCAUUUGCUACAGCCUCAAAUAUUAGUGUACAUAGGAAAAUUCACACU
Messenger RNA from Sorex fumeus (smoky shrew), 939 nucleotides. RefSeq names its product zinc finger protein 675-like. Lineage: Eukaryota; Metazoa; Chordata; Mammalia; Eulipotyphla; Soricidae. Gene Ontology annotation, biological process: regulation of immune system process; negative regulation of transcription by RNA polymerase II; regulation of cytokine production. The transcript has a single exon. The record is from RefSeq and is a predicted model, not a curated record. The annotation marks the transcript as partial.